AAUCAUAAUAUUCAUAUAGAUAUCCUCAGCUAUGUCCGCCAUCACCGGCGCGUUCACGGUCGCCUCUGUCGCGUCCAAACCAGCCUCGCCGGCGGAGACCAAAACCCUGCAUCCGGGUGGCCGUCGGUCUUCGCGGGUCUCGAUGGCGGUCAGAGCUGCAGCGUCGGUGGAAAAGAGCAGCAACGGAGGGAAAAAGGAGGUUCCUAAUAAUUCAAAGUACGUGGUUCCUUUGGACAAGGCCACCUCUGGCCUCACUCGCCCUUUGGCUGAGAUUCUCAGGGAUCUCAACAAGAGAGUCCCUGAUAACAUCAUCAAUCACCAGGAAAAGUCCAUCCCUUGGUACCAUGCUAACAGAAUGCUGAGCUUCUACGCCCCCGGUUGGUGUGGGGAGAUAAGGAGUGUUAUGUACACAGACAAUGGAAGUGUGACAGUGCUUUAUCGUCUUACAAUACGAGGAUCUGAUGGAGAGGCACACAGAGAGUCUACAGGUACAGUGUCUUUAAAUGAUAUUCGGUUCGAGGAUCCUGUUGCAGCAGCAGAAGAACUAGCCUUUUGUCGAGUCUGUGCUCGCUUUGGUUUUGGCUUGUAUCUUCAUCAUGAAGAUGAGUCCCUGUAAUAGUUAGUGAUUCUUCCUCCGUGUUCUCACGAAAUAGUCAGCAGUGCCC
Messenger RNA from Asparagus officinalis (garden asparagus), 665 nucleotides. RefSeq names its product DNA repair RAD52-like protein 2, chloroplastic. Gene Ontology annotation, biological process: double-strand break repair via homologous recombination. Lineage: Eukaryota; Viridiplantae; Streptophyta; Magnoliopsida; Asparagales; Asparagaceae. The coding region runs from base 32 to 616 and encodes 194 amino acids. Gene Ontology annotation, molecular function: DNA binding. The transcript has 4 exons. The record is from RefSeq and is a predicted model, not a curated record.